Messenger RNA from Arabidopsis thaliana (thale cress), 789 nucleotides. Its product is annotated as Basic-leucine zipper (bZIP) transcription factor family protein. The transcript is spliced from 4 exons. Gene Ontology annotation, biological process: regulation of DNA-templated transcription. Gene Ontology annotation, cellular component: nucleus. Lineage: Eukaryota; Viridiplantae; Streptophyta; Magnoliopsida; Brassicales; Brassicaceae. The record is from RefSeq and is marked reviewed. Gene Ontology annotation, molecular function: sequence-specific DNA binding; transcription cis-regulatory region binding; DNA-binding transcription factor activity. The coding region runs from base 1 to 789 and encodes 262 amino acids.
AUGAAUGGAUCCGACAAUAGCACUCCUUCCCGACCACGGUCGAUAACUCAGCCUUCACUUGCCUUCUCUUCCUUGCCCCCAUUGAGUCCUUCUCCGUCGUCAUCCCGUCGCAAUUCAAUACCAUUGAUGAACCCGUCUGCUUCUGUGGAGAGUAGAGACUCUUCCAUUAGGGUUAAGAAGAAAUCUUUAUUGCCUCCUUUGUGUGUGAAGAGAAGAGCACCCAAAGACGACAUUGAACCUUUCAAGAGACACUACAGGAGUCUUUCAGUGGAUAGUUGUUUGAGUGACUUACUAAAACUGCCUCCUUCUCCGAAUAACGUUUCCUCUUCAAGAUCGGUUGAUGGAGAACAAAAUGCUUCCGAGCUUGAGUUUGAUACCAGUGUUUAUACUGAUGAUGAAUUGAAUAAGAUAGCAAAGAGUACCAAACUUAAAGAGGUUGCAUCGGAUCCUAAGGAAGUCAGAAGAAUCUUGAAAAAUCAAGAGUCCGCGGCACGUUCAAAGCAGAAGAAGUUACAAUAUAUGAUUAACUUGGAACUCAAAAUAAACUUUCUUGAGAACAAAAAUGCUUCAAUAUUUGAAAAGAUCAAGCUUUUGGAGAAUGAUAAAACAAUGAGGAUGAAUGAGAAGAAGGAAAUCAUGAUUCGAAUUGAAUCAUUGGAGCAACACGCCGAACUUCGUGAUGCCUUGACCGAACAUUUGCACGUAGAAAUUGAAAGGCUAAAAGCUGUAUUAAUUUCGAACGAAAAAGGGAAUGAAAAAAGUCCAAAAUCUAGGGAUGACAACAUGUGA